AUGCCCCCAAAAGCAAGUCAACAACAGAAAAAACCAGAUCCACAAGAUGUACCUAUAAUCUUUCAAAGGUAUCGAACGGAAUUACAAUCUCUCGCACAAAAGAUAGGUGAAAUUGAAUCUGAGAUGGAAGAGCAUGCAUUGGUAUUAUCAACCUUGAGACCAUUGACAACUUCCGAUCCCAAAAGAACAUGUUAUCGUUUGAUCGGAGGUACUUUGGUUAAAAGAAGUGUCGAAGAUGUAGUGCCAAGUUUGGAAACAAACUUUUCGGGUAUAAAAGAAGUUUUGGAAAGUUUGGUUAAAAGCUAUAAAGGUAAAGAAGGUGAAUUUGAGGAAUGGAGGAAAGAGAUGGGUGUACAAAUGCCAAGGUAA
Molecule: messenger RNA, 369 nt
Organism: Kwoniella shivajii
Lineage: Eukaryota; Fungi; Basidiomycota; Tremellomycetes; Tremellales; Cryptococcaceae
Exons: 3
Coding region: 1-369 (122 amino acids)
Biological process (GO): protein folding
Cellular component (GO): cytoplasm; prefoldin complex
Molecular function (GO): protein folding chaperone
Source: RefSeq, a predicted model, not a curated record